AUGUAUGCGGCACGACGAACGCUUGGGGGCAAUGCCGCGGCUGCGGCGGUGACGUGCUACGGGGCGACGUCGUCCCGUUCGGUGCUGCUUAUGCUGGAGCGCAGGGCUGCCACUACUGGCAGAUUCGCGGUUCCCCUCUCAUCGCGUGCGGCCUACUCGUCCCGCCCUGGCCUCGGCAAGGAUGGCAGGAUGUUCGACAAGGUGCUCAUCGCCAACAGAGGUGAGAUCGCAUGCCGUGUGAUGCGGACGUGCAAGCGUCUGGGCGUGAAGACGGUGGCGGUCUACAGUGAGGCCGACGCCAAGUCCAUGCACGUGGCCAUGGCCGACGAGGCGUACCUCAUCGGCCCUCCUCCCGCCAAGGAGUCCUACCUCAAGGGCGACUACAUCAUCGAAGUCGCCAAGAAGGCUGGCGCUCAGGCCAUUCAUCCUGGCUACGGUUUCCUGUCGGAGAACUCGCGAUUCGCCAACCUCGUGGAGCAGAGCGGACUUGUGUUCAUCGGCCCUCCCGCGUCGGCCAUCAACUCCAUGGGCUCCAAGAGUGAGUCAAAGAAGAUCAUGAGCAACGCCGCCGUGCCGAUCAUUCCCGGCUACCACGGAGAGAAGCAGGACGUGGACUACCUGAUGGCCGAGGCCGAGAAGAUCCAGUACCCCGUGCUCAUCAAGGCCGUCAUGGGUGGCGGCGGCAAGGGUAUGCGCAUUGUGGAGACCAAGGAAGACUUCGUGGAGGCUUUGCUUUCGGCCAAGCGCGAGGCCAUGUCCUCCUUCGGCGAUGAGAACGUUCUCGUGGAGAAAUACAUCACCAAGCCCCGCCACAUCGAGUUCCAGGUGUUCGCGGACAAGUACGGCAAUGUUGUCCAUCUGUUCGAGCGCGACUGCUCCGUCCAGCGCCGACACCAGAAGAUCAUCGAGGAGGCCCCCGCCCCCGGCAUGACCGAGGAGCUGCGAGCGCGCAUGGGCGAGGCCGCCGUCAACGCCGCCAAGGCCGUGGGCUACGUCGGCGCGGGUACCGUGGAGUUCAUCAUGGACUCGACCACCAAGGGCUUCUACUUCAUGGAGAUGAACACGCGCCUCCAGGUCGAGCACCCCAUCUCGGAGAUGAUCACCGGGCAGGACCUCGUCGAGUGGCAGCUCAAGGUCGCCUCGGGCCAGCAUCUGCCGCUCACCCAGGACCAGCUCAAGAUCAACGGUCACGCCUUCGAGGCCCGCAUCUACGCCGAGAAUCCCCGAAAGGGAUUCCUUCCGGGUACGGGUAAGCUGGUCCACCUUUCCACGCCCGAGCCGUCCUCCCAAGUGCGCAUUGAGACUGGUGUGCGCCAGGGCGACCAGGUGAGCAUCUUCUACGAUCCCAUGAUCGCCAAGCUGGUGGUGUGGGACACCGACCGUACCUCCGCGCUCAGGCGCCUCAACGCCAGCCUCGGCCACUACCAGGUGGUGGGCCUGAACACCAACAUCGAGUUCCUGGGCAAGCUGGCGACCCACCCCUCGUUCAUCGAGGGCGACGUGGAGACUGGCUUCAUCGAGCAUCACCGCAACGAGCUGUUCCCGGCCAUCUCCGCCCCGUCGGAGAAGGUGCUCGCGCUGGCGGCCCUCUCUGUGCUCAGCGAGGAGCGCGCCGCUAACCUGAAGGAGGCCGAACGCAACUCAGCCGACGCACACGGCGCGUGGUCUCUGCCCGGCUGGCGAUUGAACGAGGAGCAGACGCGCGAGCUCAGGUUCGUCGCGCAGGUGGGCGAGGAGGAGUCGGCCGAGUUUGCCGUGCUGGCCACCUACCGCCCCGACAACACCGUCAGCAUGAAGUGCAAGAAGGUCGUCGCCCAGGAGAAGGGCAAGAAGGCCCACCACCACGAGGAGGACUCGGCGGAGUUCACCGUGACGGGCCAGGUGGGACCCACCGGCGAGAUCAAGGCCAGCGUCGGUGAUGAGACCAUCACCGACGGCCGAGUGGUGAGGCACAAGAACACCCUGAACGUGUUCCUCAAGGGAGUGCACCACGAGGUCAACCUGGCGCUGCCCAAGUUCCUGUCGGCGGGCACCGAGGGCCGCAAGGGUGGCCUCACGUCGCCCAUGCCCGGCAAGAUCGUCAAGCUCUUCGUCCAGCCCGGCGAGGAGGUCAAGAAGGGCCAGCCCCUCAUCGUCAUGGAGGCCAUGAAGAUGGAGCACACGAUCCGCAGCCCGGCGGACGGCAAGGUCAAGAGCGUCGGCGUGUCGGUGGACCAGUUCGUCGAGCAGAACGUGGCUCUUGUUCAGGUUGAGUGA
Messenger RNA from Acanthamoeba castellanii str. Neff, 2256 nucleotides. RefSeq names its product acetylCoA carboxylase, biotin carboxylase subunit, putative. Gene Ontology annotation, cellular component: mitochondrion. Bases 1 to 2256 code for a protein of 751 amino acids. Gene Ontology annotation, molecular function: ATP binding; metal ion binding; methylcrotonoyl-CoA carboxylase activity. NCBI's taxonomy places the organism in Eukaryota, Discosea, Longamoebia, Acanthamoebidae. The record is from RefSeq and is a predicted model, not a curated record. The transcript is spliced from 16 exons.